AUGAGGGGUAAAUUCAUUGUACUCGAAGGCUUGGAUAGGUCAGGCAAGUCUACCCAAGUGGACAGACUCAUCCAGCGUCUCGAGCAGGAUGGUCCAGCGAGGCUGCAAAAGUUCCCAGACCGCACAACCUCGAUUGGCAAGAUGAUUGACGCGUAUCUUCAGUCCAAGACCGAGAUGGAUGACCGAGCCAUCCACUUGCUCUUUAGCGCCAAUAGAUGGGAGUGCUCGAAGCGAAUACGAGAGGAUAUAGCCAAAGGCAUUACGGUCGUUGCGGAUCGCUACGCGUUCUCUGGGAUCGCAUUUUCUGCAGCCAAGGGACUACCCUUCGACUAUUGCCUCGCGCCAGACGAGGGUCUACCCCUCCCUGAUGUGGUCAUCAACCUGUCGCUCUCGCCCGAGGACGCCGCCAAGCGGGGCCAGUACGGCGAGGAGAAGUACGAAACGCUGGACAUGCAGGAGCGGACGCGAGCUCAAUUCAAGCUGGUAGCCAGAGAGAUGGAGAGGAGGCAUCCGGGGAGGUGGAAAGACGUGGAUGCGGCUGGGAGUGUGGAAGAGGUUGGGGAGCGGAUUCGGCAGGUUGUGGGGGUGGAGGUGGAUACCGAACUGGGGCAGCUUUGGAUGUAG
Dioszegia hungarica is the source of this 624-nucleotide messenger RNA. Its product is annotated as thymidylate kinase-domain-containing protein. The record is from RefSeq and is a predicted model, not a curated record. The coding region runs from base 1 to 624 and encodes 207 amino acids. Lineage: Eukaryota; Fungi; Basidiomycota; Tremellomycetes; Tremellales; Bulleribasidiaceae. The transcript is spliced from 4 exons. Gene Ontology annotation, biological process: dTDP biosynthetic process; dUDP biosynthetic process; dTTP biosynthetic process. Gene Ontology annotation, cellular component: nucleus; cytosol; cytoplasm. Gene Ontology annotation, molecular function: dTMP kinase activity; ATP binding.